Messenger RNA from Macrosiphum euphorbiae (potato aphid), 1014 nucleotides. The record is from the annotation of a GenBank genome assembly. Lineage: Eukaryota; Metazoa; Arthropoda; Insecta; Hemiptera; Aphididae.
AUGUCUACUUUUAGCAAAGAUUGGUGGAUAAAGUUUUUCUCAGAUGCUGGUAUUCCUUCAUUUGCAUCAUCAAAAUAUGCCACUAUUUUCUAUGAAAAUAGAAUUCAGUCUAAUAUGUUAAUGGAUUUAGACAAAGAUAUUCUCAAGGAAAUGGGUAUAACAGUUGUUGGUGAUAUAAUUGCAAUCCUUAAACAUGCAAAAGAUGUAUAUAGAGAGGGAUUUUAUGAUGGUUACAAUUCUAAUGUAGUGGAAAGUUUAAUAACUAAGAAAAUUCAGAAUGAAGUCAACGAAACUUUACCUCAAAAAAAAAAAAUAGUUACCAAUAAAGGAAAAAAGUUAGUUACCAAGAAGGUCAAAGUCUCCAGUGAAAGUGAAGAAGACGAAGAAGCACACUUGAAAAUAAUGAAGAAAAAGAUUCCUUCACAAUUAUCAAACAAUUCAAUUAAAGUUGUGACUAGGAAAGUAGUUCCUAAGUCUAAAACUACAAUAAAAGUUAAACCAGUUAUUAUAGAAAGUGAUGAUGAUUCCCCUCCACCAUCUGAAUUGAAAACCAAGAGCUCAGUUUUUGAUCGUUUGGGUGUAGGUGAUGUAAGCAGUACAACUCCAAACUAUGAUAGUAAUAAUUCACCCACAGACUCGAGAAAAUCGUCUGUGUUUAAACGUCUUGGAAUCAAGCAAGCCAGCGAACCCGCUGCUAGUGCGACAUUCAAACGUACUAUUAAAGGAUCAAGUGACGUAUAUUAUGGACCAAGUAUUCCAACUGAAGAAACUAGUGCUUUCUCAAAAAGAAUAAAACUGGAAGAAACAAGUUUUAACUCUUCAAAGUCUGUAUUUGAACGUAUUGGUGCAUCGUGUGAUCGUGAAAAAAGUAGUCCAGGUCUUGUUUCCAAAAGUGCUCUUCUAAGAAAUGCUAACUCUGGCGGAAGACCAAUUUAUGUUAAUCCGAAGGUAUUAAAUGUUAAAAAGUUGAGUCUGUUAAACCAUUCACACUUUCGAAGUUCAGAUUUAGAAUGA